UUUUUUUUUUUUUUUUAAUUUUUUGAAUGUUUAUUUAUUUUUGAGAGAGAGAGAGAGAGGAGCAGGGGAGGGGCAGAGGGAGAGGGAGACACAGAAGCAAAAGCAGGCUCCAGGCUCUGAGCUGUCAGCACAGAGCCCUACAUGGGGACUGAACUCACGAACUGCGAGAUCAUGAUCUGAGCCGAAGUUGGAUGUAUAACCAACUAAGCCACCCAGGCACCUCUGUGUUCCUUCUUUUUGAUAAGAUUUCAAUGAUUUUUUUUCACCUUCUUUGUAUUUUUAAUGUAAUGGCUAAGUGUGAAUGUUUUGAUACUAGACCUGAAUUAUAGUCUCAAAUCUACCAAUUAUUAACUGUUUGACCUUAUCUAAGGUACAUGUAAGUCUACACCUUAGUUUCCUCAUCUCUUAAAUAGGAUUAUACAUGUAAAACACUGUAAGAUCCAAAUAUUACUUUUUAUAUUACUGCAUUUAAAAAGACUUAACUGAGUGGUUAGCAUAUUCUGUUCUGUAUAUUAACCUGCCCAUCAUUCAUUCAUUCAGCAUAUAGUUAUUAAGUAACAGGCUCAGUGGCCUACCACUAUACCAGGUUUUGCCCUCUUGAAAUUUAUAUUUUGGUUGUACUAAGUGCUGCAAAGAAACACUGUCUUAUUUUUUCUUGCACAAAUUCCAGGAGAAAAAGGUAUUUGGCAUAGAAGUUAUUCAGUUGAUCCAUUUAUUAGUAUAUUUAGAUUAUUCACUUUUAUUCAAAUGAAACAUUACUAAUCUUUAAGAUACAACUUUUUCAUAGCAGUGUUACUCACACUUUGAUCUAUGUACCAGUGCUAAUCCAUAAUGAGAUAAUUACAGAAUUUGAGAGUCAACUAUAAAUUUAUUAUCUCACAGUUUUGGUGGAUCAAGGAUCCCAACAUGGCUUUAACUGGAUGUCUCUGGAUCAUGAGGUUGCAGUCAAGCUGUUGUCUAGGGCUGCAGUCUUAUCUGAAGACAACUGGAAAAGGUUCCACUUCCAAGCUCACUUACAUGACCUGUCAGAGCUGCCUCAGAAAGCAGCUGACUUCCCCAGAGUGGGUAAUCCUGGUCGAGAAUGAGAGCAUUCAAGAUGGAAGUCACAUUUUUUUUAUAACCCAUUUUUGUAUAUGAUAUCCCAUCCCUUUUGCUGUGUUCUAUUUGUUAAGUGAGUCAUUUAAUUACAUAUUAUAGUAUUUAUUUGUUGUACCUUUUUCUUUAUUUUCCUAGCAUCUAUGAAGUAUUUAAAAAAAAUUUUUUUUUUCAACGUUUAUUUAUUUUUGGGACAGAGAGAGACAGAGCAUGAACAGGGGAGGGGCAAAGAGAGAGGGAGACACAGAAUCGGAAACAGGCUCCAGGCUCUGAGCCAUCAGCCCAGAGCCUGACGCGGGGCUCGAACUCACGGACCGCGGGACCGCGAGAUCGUGACCUGGCUGAAGUCGGACGCUUAACCGACUGCGCCACCCAGGCGCCCCUAUGAAGUAUUUUUAAAGGUAAUAAAAAAACCUUUAAGUUUAUACCAUGCAUAGCACCAAGGAGAAGAAUGACAACUACAAAGAUGACCUUCUGCUUAGGAUGGGACUUAAUGAUAAUAAAGCUGGAAUGGAAGGAUUAGAUAAAGAGAAGAUUAAUAAGAUUAUAAUGGAAGCCACAAGGGGGUCCAAAUUUUAUGGAAAUGAGCUCAAGAAAGAAAAGCAAGUCAACCAACGAAUUGAAAAUAUGAUGCAACAAAAAGCUCAAAUUACCAGCCAACAGCUAAGGAAAGCACAAUUACAGGUUGACAGAUUUGCAAUGGAAUUAGAACAGAGCCGGAAUCUGAACAAUACUAUAGUGCACAUUGACAUGGAUGCUUUCUAUGCAGCUGUAGAAAUGAGGGACAAUCCAGAACUGAAGGAUAAACCCAUUGCUGUAGGAUCAAUGAUGAUGUUGUCUACCUCGAAUUACUACGCAAGGAGGUUUGGUGUUCGUGCAGCUAUGCCAGGAUUUAUUGCUAAAAGACUCUGCCCACAACUCACUAUAGUGCCCCCAAACUUUGACAAAUACCAAGCUGUGAGUAGAGAGGUUAAGGAAAUACUUGCUGAUUAUGAUCCCAAUUUUAUGGCCAUGAGUCUUGAUGAAGCCUACUUGAAUAUAACAAAGCACUUACAGGAAAGACAAAAUUGGCCUGAGGACAAAAGGAAGUAUUUCAUCAAAACAGGGAACUCUCUAGAAAAUGAUAAACUCGGAGAAGAAGUGAAUAAAGUGAGUGAGCAGGAGAGAUCCAUCCCUCCACUACUCUUUAAUGACAUUCCUCCUGAUUUGCACCCCCAAGGAAAUCCUUUCCAAGCAAACUCUGAAGAGCAAAAUAAUCCUCAAAUACUCCAAAAUGCGAUUGUUUUUGGAACAUCAGCCGAGGAAGCCGUAAAGGAAAUUCGUUUCAGAAUUGAGCAAAAAACAACAUUGACAGCCAGUGCAGGCAUUGCCCCAAAUACAAUGUUAGCAAAAGUAUGCAGUGAUAAGAAUAAACCAAAUGGACAAUACCAAAUUCUCCCCAAUAGAGAAGCUGUGAUGGAUUUCAUCAAGGACUUACCCAUUAGAAAGGUGUCUGGCAUAGGAAAAGUUACAGAGAAAUUGUUAAAGGCCCUUGGAAUUAUUACUUGUACAGAACUCUACCAACAGAGGGCAUUACUUUCUCUUCUUUUCUCUGAAACAUCUUGGCAUCAUUUCCUUCAUAUUUCCCUGGGUCUAGGUUCAACACUCCUGGCAAGGGAUGGAGAUAGGAAAAGCAUGAGCGUUGAGAGGACAUUCAGUGAGAUGAGUAAAGCAGAAGAACAGUAUAGCUUGUGCCAGGAACUUUGCAGUGAACUUGCUCAAGAUCUGCAGAAAGAAGGAUUAAAGGGUAGAACUGUUACCAUUAAACUGAAGAAUGUAAAUUUUGAAGUAAAAACUCGUGCAUCUACAGUUUUAUCUGUUGUUUCUACUGCAGAAGAAAUAUUUGCUAUUGCUAAAGACUUGCUAAGAACAGAAAUUGAUGCUGAUUUUCCACAUCCCUUGAGAUUAAGACUUAUGGGUGUACGGUUAUCUAGUUUUCCCAAUGAAGAAGACAAGAAACAGCAACAAAGGAGCAUUAUUGGCUUUUUACAGGCUGGAAACCAAGCUCUGUCAGCUACUGGGCAUAUGCUAGAGAAAACUGACAAAGAUCAGUUUUUAAAACCUCUAGAAAUGUCUCAAAAGAAGAGCUUCUUUGAUAAAAAGCGAUCAGAAAGGAAAUGGAGCCAACAAGACACAUUUAAAUGUGAAGCUGUGGAUACACAAAGUUUACAGACAUCAGAUUCAUUCCAAGUUUUAAAGAAGAUGAAUGAGAAUUUAGAAACAUCAGAGAAUUCAAAUAAGUCUCAGAUAUUUACCUGUCCCAUUUGCUUUAGGGAGCAAGGAAGCAUCAGUCUGGAAGCCUUUAAUAAACAUGUAGAUGCCUGUCUUGAUGGACCUUCAAUUAAUGAAGACCGUAAAAUGUUCUCAUGCUCACAGGCUUCCUCUACAGAAGUUAACAGGAAAGAAAAUGUACAUCAUUCUUUUUCACUCCAUGAGAAGCAGGAUUAUGAAACCCAUCAGAAGCAUUCAGGAAUCAAUUCAGUAGAUUGUGCAGAGCUAGUAGAGACUAUAGGUAACCCACCUAAAGCAGAAAGUGUAGGUGCUUUAAGUGAUAAGCACAGCAAAGAGGAAUGUGCUGUUUUUCCAAGAAAAUCGUUUAAUACUGAGCAACAUUAUCAGAAUUCUUUCUCUACUGUUUCACUCGAAGAUAUGGGGUCAAGUCAGCAAGAAUCCCCCCAGCCUUAUUUACCCGAAGUGGUAAUAACCCAAGCUCUAGUUUGUCCUAUUUGUAACCUGGAACAAAAGACUUCAGAUCUUACCCUGUUCAAUAUGCAUGUGGAUAUAUGCUUAAAUAAAGGCAUUAUCCAGGAACUGAGAAAGGAUAGUCUAGCUAAUCAACCCAAAGAAAGCACCAAAAGUACUGAUACCUCAGGCCAAGUACAAAAGACUGCAACAAAAACAAAAAGGCCAGGAAUGUACUCAUCGUCAAAGAAAGUAAAACCAAACAGUCCCAGACACACUCUUGAUAUAUUUUUUAAAUGAAUAUUGAACAUUUUACCAUUGAACAUUUUAUUCUUACUUGAAACUUGUUACUUUUUAGUCAACAAAUCUCUUGUUCUUCAUUAAGUUUACAAAUUCAUUUAGUGAAAGACAAGUGCAAUAAUUCCUUCCCAAAUGACAUUUCCUUCAUAUGAAUUUGGAAUAUAGACUAGUUUACUUCUUUACACAUUUGGGAUAACCAAGAGAAUUUCACUUCUAUUAUACAUCAAUCAGAAAUCAGUCCUGUUACAGAUCAUUUUAAAAUGAGAAAUUAGGAAUGAAAUCAGAAAGUGAUUUUUUUCAUAAUUACAUUUUAUAAUAAAUAUAAAAACAUAUUUAUAAGGGCUCUCAGAGGUUCUCACAAACCUAUGUUAGCAUAAUAAUAUUUCAGCACUUAACCACUUUGUUGGCAUUGGACUGCUAUAUUUGAUUUUGGUAACUUCUACAACUUCAUAUAUUCGUAGUUUACCUCCUGGGAUAUUCAAAUACCUUGUGAGCCUUCGUAAUUAAAAUUUAUUCUAAGUUCUAUGAAGAAUAUUAGCUGGGCAGAACAAGCCUGAAGAUUUCGUUAUCUUCAGGAAAAUAAUGUCACAGUAUUAUCUUCUGUGUUAAAAGAAUUCUUUAAAAUUUGAUUAUCCCUUUUAUUUUUUUAUUUAGAAUUCCUUUAUGAAUAAGCAUGUGGCUCACUUUAACAAUAUUUAGUGUAAGAUUCAAGGUGUUAAUUUCUGUAUAGGACUUUUAAGUGGUGGUAUUUCAUUUCUUGACAGUUAUGUUUAUACUUUACACAGAUCUAUAAAAAAGGAUAAAUUGUACGCUCACUUUAUUUUUAUUGUAACCCUUUAGAAAGAAGUAAUUCAAAAGAUUAAUGUGUAUUAAAGCAUCUCAUUCAUCUUAGUUAUAUUUCUAUCACAUUUUUGUUAAUAUUAAUGAAAGAAGAUAGCUUAAUAGUGAUCAUCGUAGUUACUGCAAAUACUUUUGUGCUAUUAAUAGAAUUUUUUUCAAAAAAAAUUAAUUUAAACAUGAAAUGGAAGCCAUUUUCUGUUACUCCUUUAAAGAACUGAAUCUUUUGCCUCUUAUAUUUUUGUUGUCUCUUUUCCUACUUUUCAUAUGUUAUAGCUCAUUAUCUGAAUUUAUAAAGAAAUAAUAUUUUAGGAAUAGGUUAAAUUAGAAUCUCAUACAGCUUUUGGCCAAAGUGGUAACUGACUUUAAAUUAUUGUAUUAUUAUAUUUAUUAUGCCAGUCUCAGGCCUAAUUAUUAUCAUAUGCUAUGGCAAGUUCUGAGUUCUUAUGUGAUUUAUAUAUCUCAAUUCUGUACAAAAUUAAGUUUAGUAAAGCACUGAUUUAAUGUCUUGAAAAGUUAAUAGUAUCAUAUUUUGUUUUUUCCAUCUUGCCUCAGAUUUAUUUUUACUGUAUUUUCAACUUUAAAUAUGAAAUUAUUUUCAGCUACGUGAUUCAUGUAAUUGAAUGUUAUCAUUUAGUAAUAUUUAAUAAUAAUUUAAAAUAAAAUUGGAAGUGUUUCAUUGAUCUUUUAGCCAAUAAAAAUGGUUUUCUUACUUUUCUA
This is a messenger RNA of Leopardus geoffroyi (Geoffroy's cat), 5673 nucleotides long. RefSeq names its product DNA polymerase kappa (gene POLK). Gene Ontology annotation, cellular component: nucleus. Lineage: Eukaryota; Metazoa; Chordata; Mammalia; Carnivora; Felidae. Gene Ontology annotation, molecular function: DNA-directed DNA polymerase activity; damaged DNA binding. The record is from RefSeq and is a predicted model, not a curated record. The transcript has 15 exons. The coding region runs from base 1525 to 4116 and encodes 863 amino acids. Gene Ontology annotation, biological process: error-prone translesion synthesis.